AUGCCUGCAGAAGUUCGUCCGCCGCCGCUGCUCAGACAGAGGCGAGCGUGGAGGCCAGGCCGUGGGCUGCGCGGGCGAGCUGCCGAGGAGCUGGGCAGUGUUCAGCAGCAGCUUGUUGCGUGGUCGCGCUGGCAGAUCUGUUUGAAUUAUGGAAAUGGACUCUAUUGGAAGCUUUAUAAUCAAAAUCGCAGGAGUGGUGUGUUGUCUCAUCCCAACAGCCUAGUCAGACAGAAGCGAGAAUGGACAGUCCCUCCAGCUUUCAUACGGGAAGAGGAGGACAAUUCCUAUAAAAAUCCAAUUGCUAGAAUACAUUCUGAUCUUGAAGAUACAGGGGUAGUGGUGACUUAUACUAUUUCUGGUCAAGGAGUAACAGAACCCCCUUAUGGAUUAUUUGUUAUCAAUGGAAAGACUGGAGACCUGAACAUAACAGGAAGGGUUGACAGAGAAAAGACUCCGAUGCUGUUUCUCAGAGGUCAUGCACUAGAUAAGACUGGAGCAAAACUGGAAGAGCCAAUAGACCUCCCAAUUAAAAUCAUGGAUAUAAAUGACAAUUUUCCAGUGUUUUCACACACAGUUUUUGUUGGUUCAGUUGAAGAAUUAAGUGAAACAGGUACAGUUGUAAUGAGGAUAAAUGCAACAGAUGCAGAUGAACCAAAUAACCUAAAUUCCAAAAUUGCUUUCAGGAUCGUUUCCCAAAGCCCUAGCGCUGCAUUCAGUAUGAAUAAGGAUACUGGCGAGGUUCGAGUAGCAAAAAUAAACCUUGACAGAGAGAUACAAAGUAGCUAUUCUUUGGUGGUGGAAGCAAAAGACCGUGGUGGUGAAUUAGAUGGGAAUGCUGCAACAUGUUCUUUAGAAAUCAAGAUUUUGGAUGUCAAUGACAAUCUGCCUGUGGUUGAAAAUCGUGUAUUUGAAGGAAGCGUUGAAGAAAACAAAGCAAAUGUAGAAAUUCUGUCAAUAAAAGUAUUUGACAAAGAUGAAGAAUUUUCUGAUAACUGGCUGGCAAACUUUUCAUUUGUUUCUGGUAACGAAGACGGCUUUUUUCGUAUAGUAACAAACAAACAAACAAAUACAGGAAUUUUGACUCUUGUGAAGGAACUGGAUUAUGAAAAAAUUCAAAGCCUAAAUUUGGGCAUUGUUGUUACAAACAAAGCAGAGUUCCACAAGUCAAUUAAACACAGUUAUAAAGCACAAACAAUUCCAAUCAAAAUUAAUGUGAUUAAUGUGCGGGAAGGCCCUGUAUUCCCCGGUGGCACAAAAAUUAUUGAAGCAAGUGAGAAACUACAGAUACGAGAGGUUAUUGGACAGUAUCAAGCCUAUGAUGAAGACACCGGAAAAAUAGCAGAGCGCAUUAUAUACAUGAAAGGAAGGGAUACAGCAAACUGGAUCACAAUAGACUCAGCCACAGCUGAAAUCCGACUUGCCAAAACACUCGAUUAUGAAUCGCAUCAUGUAGUAAAUGGUACCUACACUAUCACCGUGUUGGGUGUAACUACUGAUUUUCCGAAGAAAACGGUCACCGGCACAGUCAUUAUUCAAGUUAAAGAUGAGAAUGAUAACUGCCCAGUUAUUGUGAACCCUGUGCGGACUGUGUGUUCAGAUGCAAAAUUAGUUGAUGUUACAGCUAAUGAUUUGGAUGGUUACCCAAACAGUGAUCCCUUCAGCUUUACUGUCAUUGAUGAGCCAGAAGGGACAGCAAAAGAAUGGAUAAUUGCAUCUAGAAAUGGCACCAGCAUACAACUGGUACCACAAAACCUGAAGCUGGGCAGAACUGAAGUUCCCAUCCUAAUAAAGGAUUUACAAGGGUUCAGCUGUGCUCAAGCACAGUCUCUGCACCUGCAUGUUUGUAAGUGCAAGGCUGACGGCACAUGCAACAGUAAAGUUAUUGGUGCUAAGUCAGCAGGUCUGGGACCAGGAGCGGUUGCACUGAUCAUCUUGGCGUUUUUACUUUUGCUGCUUAUUCCACUGUUACUGCUGCUGUGUCCCUGCGGCUCAGGAGCAAAGGGAUUUGCUGCGAUACCGGACUACAGCGAAGCGAUGUUGCAUCAAUGGAGCACCGAAGGGGCAGCUCCAGAGGAGAAGGCAUUGCUAAGCCUCCUCACACCUGCUGCACUGGGGACAUCGGGAGGAGCAAUCAGCGGAGCAGCAACAGCAGCGGUGGCAGGAGCAGCAGCAGCAGCAGCAGGGGCAGGAGGAGGCAGUUCUGCCUCUCAUGGAAGAGAGCAUUGCAGCACUAUUACCAAGGAAAGAUGGGAAGAACAAAGACAUCUCCUUUCUGGUGCCGAGUAUGGAGCCAUGGCAGCUGGAGGAGCUGAAGGCAUGGCACUUAUAGGAGGCAAGACAGUGAUGGCUGGAGGAGGAGUCGCAGUAGGAGCGGCAGAAGCCAUGAAUGAAGGAUUUUUAAGAGACUACUUCAAUGGCAAAGCUGUCUCUUUUGCGGAAGAAGAUGAAGCCCAAGCUGCAAACGACUGUCUUCUGGUUUAUUCCCAGGCAGAGUCAGGCUCCCCACAUGGCUCCAUCGGCUGCUGCAGCUUUAUUGAGGGUGAUCUUGAUGACCACUUUCUUGAUGAUUUAGGAGACAAAUUUAAGACUCUAGCAGAAAUAUGCAUAGGCAGACACAUCAACAUGAAAGACGGUGGCUCCAGGAAUGAAUCAGGUUUCGGUCUUGAUGACACAAAGUCACAGUUCUUAGAUCAGCAAAAUGCUUCCAGCUCUGAACAAGCCUUUGCCUUGGGCAGCUGCUUCCAGCCCACCCCACUGGUGCACGGGGGCGGUGGCACAGGAAAAGACACCGUGUCCGAGAAGGUUGUCACGGAAACAACCUUUGCAUCCCUCUCUGGGCAGCAUGAUGCCCAGCCCCUUCCCACAGCCCAUGCAGAGACCAAUUUCACCAUGACGGAAACGUCCUACUCUGCCGGGGCUCCUGCCCGCUCAGCCACUGUCUUUCUAGACCCCCAGUUUAAGGAGAACGUAGUGGUGACAGAGAGAGUGCUGGCACCUACGUCAAGCUUGCAGGGUAUGGUGGAAAUCCCCGACUUGCCACACGGAAGUAAUGUGGUGGUCACAGAGAGGAUGGUGAAGUCAGAGGGUGCCGGGCCAAGAGUCGUGACAGUUCAGGAUCUCCCCGACUCCCAGUAUGUCGUAGUGAGGGAGCGGGAGAGGGUGCUUGUGCCUGCUGCAGAGCAGGGCUCGCUCAGCUUCCCCUCUUUGGCAGAGGGGCACAGCGUGGUGGUGAACGAAAGGGUGGUGACAGCCUCAGGGAUGCAGAGCAGAGCCGAACAGGCGGCGGGUGGCGGCUCAGGAAGGCAAGAGCACAUGUUGGUCACAGACUCCCUGCUUAACCAGGUGGGCUCCAACUUGGAGGGACCACCUCCUGCCAGUGCCACGCUGAGCAAGUCUUCCAGGGUCACCAAAUACAGCACGGUGCAGUACACUCGCUCAUAG
This is a messenger RNA of Pelecanus crispus (Dalmatian pelican), 3441 nucleotides long. Lineage: Eukaryota; Metazoa; Chordata; Aves; Pelecaniformes; Pelecanidae. The record is from RefSeq and is a predicted model, not a curated record.